Molecule: messenger RNA, 1133 nt
Organism: Oncorhynchus keta (chum salmon)
Lineage: Eukaryota; Metazoa; Chordata; Actinopteri; Salmoniformes; Salmonidae
Product: testis-specific H1 histone-like
Exons: 6
Coding region: 1-1053 (350 amino acids)
Source: RefSeq, a predicted model, not a curated record
AUGGCUCAGGCUGCAUCUCAGAUCAGAAGAAGCGAUUGUGGACACCUCUGUUUGAAGACAAAGAAGCUUAAGAAGAGGAAGAUCAGACAAGCCCAGCGGCAACUGAAAAAAAGAGCUCGGCAGCUUCACACCACACCGUGUGGAAUUCAUCAUUUUGCAGGUACAGUAUCUGUCUUUAUUUCAAGUGUUGGUGAUCAUAACAGACAGUGUGUUAGGGUAAGAGACAGACAGUGUGUUAGGGUAAGAGACAGACAGUGUGUUAGGGUAAGAGACAGACAGUGUGUUAAGGUAAGAGACAGACAGUGUGUUAGGGUAAGAGACAGACAGUGUGUUAGGGUAAGAGACAGACAGUGUGUUAGGGUAAGAGACAGACAGUGUGUUAGGGUAAGAGACAGACAGUGUGUUAGGGUAAGAGACAGACAGUGUGUUAAGGUAAGAGACAGACAGUGUGUUAGGGUAAGAGACAGACAGUGUGUUAGGGUAAGAGACAGACAGUGUGUUAAACUAAGGGACAGGCAGUGUGUUAAGGUAAGAGACAGACAGUGUGUUAGGGUAAGAGACAGACAGUGUGUUAGGGUAAGAGACAGACAGUGUGUUAGGGUAAGAGACAGACAGUGUGUUAGGGUAAGAGACAGACAGUGUGUUAAGGUAAGAGACAGACAGUGUGUUAGGGUAAGAGACAGACAGUGUGUUAGGGUAAGAGACAGACAGUGUGUUAGGGUAAGAGACAGACAGUGUGUUAGGGUAAGAGACAGACAGUGUGUUAAGGUAAGAGACAGACAGUGUGUUAGGGUAAGAGACAGACAGUGUGUUAAGGUAAGAGACAGACAGUGUGUUAAGGUAAGAGACAGACAGUGUGUUAGGGUAAGAGACAGACAGUGUGUUAGGGUAAGAGACAGACAGUGUGUUAAGGUAAGAGACAGACAGUGUGUUAGGGUAAGAGACAGACAGUGUGUUAGGGUAAGAGACAGACAGUGUGUUAGGGUAAGAGACAGACAGUGUGUUAAGGUAAGAGACAGACAGUGUGUUAAGGUAAGAGACAGAGAUAGUUAAAUGAUGGGUCAGAGUCAUAUAAUCCCCACUGCAGUCAGGGUUCUGUUGCUAUGGCAACACUGCACUUCAGAGUAGAUCUG